GGCAUCAGUGUGAUCAGCGGAGCAGGAACUCCAGCACUGUGGUGUCUUUCCAAAUAAUCCAAACAGAGGCAGAGCUCGUACAACACAACUUCACUAGCAAGCGGUCGGAGCGCCAAUCUUAGACAGACAGAUCAAUGCGCUGGCACAACAUAUAGUGCGUGACAAGGCCCAACAGGUGAUAUCACUGCAUUACUCACAAAGGUUCCCUGUUGUCUGGAGGGCAAACUGUUGAAUUAAAUGAAAUGAUUUUUGUUGUAAUGAAUUAAUCGUAACUAACUUGUUCAAGUCCCAUCACUGAAAUGGUGAUGCGCUUGGAUUUCUUUGCUGAAAAGUCUUCCAUCUUUUUGUGUACAACCCUGUUUUCUGUCUUAACAGAGACAUGUUUAAGGUGAGAUCAGAAACAUGGCGUCGUGUUCAUCCAAGGAUUGUGACUCAGCCUCCGAACGCGAAGACUGACGGCGUCACUUCUUUCAAUAAUGCUGUGUCAGGGCUCAGAAUCUUCAGCGGUAGGCGGCGCCACUGCCCUGUUUGCCACACUCAUUAGUUAAUAGGAGCUUCUUGCGCUGUCACACCUUUGGUCUCGGGCCCCUCCCACCGUUACUCCUCUCUCCAGGUCAGAAUGUGAGGCAGGAAUCCUCCGCUGCUCUGCUGGAGUCUGGACCAUGGAGUCUCCUCUCUACCUCCUCAUCUUGGUGACUCUGGACCCUCACUUGUGCACAGCUCAGUGGUGUUACCAGAGCCAGUACUCCUGUGACCACACUUGUGGAGACCCCAGCCGCUGGGCGGCCCAGUUCCCUAGGUGCGGAGGCCUUCGCCAGUCCCCGAUCAACAUCGUGACCCGUAAGGUGCACGUGAACGCCGCCCUGCCGCCCUUCGACUUCAUCGGCCACACCACCAGAAACAACAUCACGGUGAAGAACAAGGGCCACUCAGCUCAUUUCGAGUUGCCUCAGUCGGUCCGACUGACCGGCGGAGCUCUGCCGGGUCACUACCGAGCGGCCCAGUUCCACUUCCACUGGGGAGGCAGCGGGAGACCCGGGUCAGAGCACACCAUUGAUGGAGAGAGGUUCCCCAUGGAGAUGCACAUCGUUCACAUCAAGGAGCCGUACGGGUCACUGGUGGAGGCAGAGCACGACAUGGCGGGGAUCGCUCUGCUGGCCUUCCUGUUCGAGGAGUCCACUGAUGACCAUCCACAUCUGGACACCGUCAUCACUGCUCUGGGCCGAGUCCCAAACAACGGAAGUUCAUCUGUGGUCCCCAACUUCCGCCUGAGUGACAUCGUCCCGCCGUCCAAAGAGCUGCGUGGUUAUUACCGCUACGUGGGCUCCAUGACCACCCCGGGGUGUGAGCAAGCCGUGGCCUGGACUGUGUUCCGCAGGACGCUGCCCAUCAGCAGUCGGCAGGUGAGUCCACCCCGGCCUCCUGACCACGGCGCUCCUUGUGUCACGGUGCUGCUCCUUCCUCUCCAGCUGGACGCUCUGGUGAAGCAGUGUCGUUUCUGGACCGGGCAGCCCAUGACGGACAUCUUCAGACCCACUCAGCCUCUGGACGGGAGGGUCGUGUACCGAUCCAAUUCAGGCGGAGCUCUGACGACUGGCGCGUGGACAGGAGUUCUCGCGCUCCUGGUCGGAAUGUCUCCUGUGAUGCUCUGACAUCCAAACCAGUCUCAUUCUUAAGGGAAGGUACAAGCAGGGGUUUCAACUGUUGCAGUACCAUAUGGGACAAAGUAGAAGAAGCAGUGCCCUCAUGAUCGUGAGAUGAGAUCGUAUCACAACCCUCCUGUGAGAUACGACAUGAUUCUGUCAAUUACAAACCUCUGUUUCUCAAACUCCUCACAGUACUGAGAAUAAUCAAAAUAGAACCAGCAUCUUUUGCUGAUUUAAAGUAGCAGUCGUGUGUUUUAGAAGAAAUCUGUGAUUGAAUAAAUUCCAGACUAGAUUCCCUCGACAACAUGUCAUCUGUGUGCGUGUACGGGCUUGUUUAUACUACUUCGAGGGGACCGAUUCUUGACAAAACACUUCCAAUGUGGGGACCAUUUGGCCAGACCCCACAAGGUUAAGUCUCAAUUUGACUUCAAAAUAACUGGGUUCCCGUUUGGUUCAGAGUCCUGGUUCAGGUGAGCCAUGUGUUUUGGAUGGUGAGGUUUAUGGGACAGGC
Molecule: messenger RNA, 2157 nt
Organism: Synchiropus splendidus (mandarinfish)
Lineage: Eukaryota; Metazoa; Chordata; Actinopteri; Syngnathiformes; Callionymidae
Product: carbonic anhydrase 4-like
Exons: 7
Coding region: 663-1652 (329 amino acids)
Cellular component (GO): plasma membrane
Molecular function (GO): carbonate dehydratase activity; zinc ion binding
Source: RefSeq, a predicted model, not a curated record